Messenger RNA from Durotheca rogersii, 1508 nucleotides. RefSeq lists its product as uncharacterized. Bases 316 to 1380 code for a protein of 354 amino acids. The transcript is spliced from 2 exons. The record is from RefSeq and is a predicted model, not a curated record. Lineage: Eukaryota; Fungi; Ascomycota; Sordariomycetes; Xylariales; Xylariaceae.
CGAAGUUGCGCCCAAAUUAUGAGGCUCAAUGCCAGGUUGGGUUCCGAUGCUUACACACCUGGCCAGCUGACCUGAGGAAUGGCCCGUCGUCAAUACUUCAACUAGAUUAUAUGGGUAGGGCCGUGGCUAUUUAGACUCAUGAUACGUAAUGUCCACAGUUCUGCAACUCGGCGCCAAAAAAAAAAACACCCCUUGACAGAUAUUUCAUACUCUCCCUCCACCCCUGCUCCUAUUCCGACACCGCUAUUCCUGUCCAAUUAGAAACACUAUACGUGGGUAUUGACGUAUAGUUCAGAUUAUUUGGCUAGCACACCCAUGGCUAUCGCAUUCAAUCCGAAAAGGCGUCUACUUAGGCCCCUGGUAAUCGGGAUGUCUCUCUCAAGAUUGCACAGCCUUACAAAAUGUGUUGCUCCGGGAUUACUAGAUCAGAUGAAAACUAACCAGGGGGGCAUCAAGGGGGCGUGGCGUGGGCAUGCGUGGCAACCGGAGACGGUGGCCAAGUCAGUCUCGCCCAACCCUCCUACGACGUCUUCCUUGUUCGAAUAUUUCCCGGAGAAACGAUUCAGAGUGAUCCCAGGACUUCAGUUACCUUCUCUAAUCAACAAUGAGCCGUCCCUAGACUUCUUCGAUGUUGGCUCCUGUGUGGAUGUUAUUACUAGGCCAGAGGCCUUCGCUACUACUCAAGGACCCUCAUUGAGGUCGUUUAUGGAUCACCAAUACUUCACUAGCCUCUGGCAGUUCUUAACCAGGAGUUAUGCCCUUGGAGGACUACGAUUUAAUAUGGAAAUUGCCGUCGUGGGAGUCCUCCUCUCAUUGAAAGGUGAAGGGGGCAUUGAUAUGACUGGCAAUCCUACAUUCGCGGCCGUCGCUCGUUUUCUAUUGUUGAAUACUACCGGGGAUAGUACUAUCAGUAGAGAUCGAAUAACAGCUGUUGUCAAUGGACGACAUAAAUACACCCAGUCGAGUCUGGGUUCAGGUUCGAUACUCAGUCCGGGAAGCUGCACUUGGAGGAGAGGCUUUCGUAUCGGCCUUGAACGCCAGAUACGGAUCAGUCCCAUCGCAGGCGAACGGCGUACCAUUGAACAGUGGGCGAUACAGGCACUAGGAAAGGACAGGGUUUCUAGACGGAACGUUCUCAUUGUUAGAAACGUGGACGAGACGCUGAGAUACAAGUUUAAAACCAAGAAAGACGAGCUGAAAGCCAAGCUGAAAGCCAAGCUAAAAGGCAAGAAGACCAAGUUGAAGGCGAUGCUCCACAUCGGCUCCAGUAAGUGCCCAAACGGCUAUACGAACCCCCAGAUACUGACCCCUUUCGCUAGGUUCCAGGCACGCUGCGGUACCAGAGGACGACAGCCCAAUACCGGAACACAUCUUAAAUGAGGAAUUGGAGAGGAGGUUAACAAACCAAAGCCAAAUCGAUAGUCUACCCCAAGCAGAGCGUGAACUGUACGAAGACCGGGAACUUCGACGGCAGGCUACGUGGGAAGAGCAGGUCAUGCAGCAGUAGA